GCGCCUCUUCAUAUUAAAAAAAUACCACCCCCUCCUACUUAUCUCUCCUCUCUCUCUUUCUUGAUCCCUCUGCUUCAGCGAGAAACCAGACCCAAAAAAUGUCUAACGUUACCACAGAGCUCGACUUCUUCGGCCUUGAGAAGAAGCAGACCAACAACGCUCCAAACCCCAAGUUCAAGAAAUUUCUUGACCGCCGUCGUAGUUUCCGAGAAAUUCAAGGUGCGAUUUCGAAAAUGGAUCCAGAGGUUAUCAAAUCGCUAUUAGCUUCUGGUGCUAACCAUUCUGAUACAUCCACCAGAUCUCUUUCAGUUCCAUCUACUACUCCAAAGGAAGCUCAUCCUCAUAUCCCCAUUUCUACGGUCCACGCGCCGCUCACUAGGCCCGGUAUGGAACCUGCCUCUGGAACUGUUCCUAUGACCAUAUUCUACAAUGGGACCGUCUCCGUUUUCCAAGUGUCUCCUAACAAGGCUGAGGAUAUUAUGAAGGUGGCCAUGGAAGCAACACCAAAGAAAGACAAAUCUAUGGAGAAAGAUCUCUCGGUAAUUCCUCAGACCACCUUAAGAACAAAGCUCUUUGGCCAGAAUCUAGAUGGAGAUCUUCCCAUCGCAAGGAAGAAGUCACUGCAAAGGUUUCUUGAGAAGCGCAAGGAGAGAGUAGUAUCAACAUCUCCUUACUUUCCGACAUCGGCCUAAACAAACCCUUAUCUCUUUUUUGAUUGGGAUACGAAACCAAAUGGUCAUGUGACACCCAUCCAUGACAUCGAUGUUCGUUUUGCGUUUGGCUUCUCCUCAAUCUUUUGUAAUCCCCUAUCUUUUGCAGAUUAGUAUGUUAUCUAAUAGCAUAUGUUUUCUUAAAUGUUUUUUAUAUCUUAUGUUCAUCACGCUAUGCGCUAUGUUACAACUUACAAGUAUAUUUCUUAUAUAUUUCCACUAUUUUUGUUGAAUUUUUAGAGUUUAGAAAAGUAAAUGAACACGUCUCUUGGCUUCUCGUGAAGCUUCCGUAUAAAAAAGAAAUGUGCCUGUCACGCAUCUUUUAACUUAACGUAUUUGAGUAUAUAUAUUUGUUUGUUUGGUUUAGUCUUGUCAUAUGUAUUAUAAUGGAAAUUAGUUCAAGAAACACGUGAGUGUUACAUCAUUUUAGUAAUGUGUGGUAAAGUCUUGCCGACUAACGUGACUUAUUUUAUGUUAAAAGCACUAGUGUAAGCACGAGUUUGGUGGAACUGUAAAUUGGGAAGAAAAAUAGAUAGAAGGAUAAAGUGAGCGUACUUUGCGUGUCUUCUUUUUAACUAAUACCACUAUCGUUGAAUAGUAUAGUAUCCAUCACUAGCAUUAAGCGAGCAUGGCGUGUCCGGAUUAAAGAAACAAUAGCAAUUCCUCUACAUCACACCAUCAUUUUGUGUUGCCAUGUUACAAUUGAAACAAGAGUAUCUGACGUUAUUAUUGAUAUCUAAAUUAUUUAUGAUUUGAAAGCCUCCUCCCUAUUAACGUAUCUGAAACUGAUAAUCAGGAUCAUCUACAGCAUUCAUUUCAUGAAAUCACAUAUUGUGGGUUCGAUCCCUCGAAACUAAUCAUUGUUGGCAUCUUCAAAGAACCAAUUUUAUAAAUAUUCCCUUUCGUUAUAGUCAACUGGUCUGAUAUGCAGCUAUCGAUUAUUGUUUUGAUUUUUUUUU
Messenger RNA from Eruca vesicaria subsp. sativa (arugula), 1669 nucleotides. The record is from the annotation of a GenBank genome assembly. NCBI's taxonomy places the organism in Eukaryota, Viridiplantae, Streptophyta, Magnoliopsida, Brassicales, Brassicaceae.